Neopelma chrysocephalum (saffron-crested tyrant-manakin) is the source of this 1820-nucleotide messenger RNA. It is a transcript of the gene CCDC183, whose product is annotated as coiled-coil domain containing 183. The transcript has 14 exons. The record is from RefSeq and is a predicted model, not a curated record. Bases 82 to 1725 code for a protein of 547 amino acids. Lineage: Eukaryota; Metazoa; Chordata; Aves; Passeriformes; Pipridae.
GGUGCCACGGCGACGGUUCCACGGCGGAACCGUCGUGGUCACAACCCUGUGACCACUGUGGCUGCCCCUCACGGGUCCAGGAUGGUGGGCCCAGGGAUGGCGGGCGCAGGGAAGGGGGCCCGGGGCCGCGGUGCCGCCGGCACGCAGGGCAAGAAGGCCGGGCUGGACAAGCGCUGCCGGGAGCUGCGUGACCUCGUCAGCCUACAAGCACAAGGGUUACGGAUUUUCUCCCAGUCGUGUGAGGAGAAGCUCCGGCAGAACCAGCAGCUGCUGCCCAGCCUGCAGCAGGCGCUGCAGGAGGAUGCCCGUGUCCUGGAUUUUGUCCUGAAGUACAACAAGCUCCCCGCAAACGAUGCCUUCUCAGAGGGAAAGGCCGUUGCAGCCACCGAGAGCCUGGAGGCGGCCCAGAAGAGGCUGGAGGCCGUGGUCCAUGACCAGGUGAAGGUGUGUGACAUGCUGCUGCACAAGGUGAAGCAGUGGAGUCAGGCCCGGGACGAUCGCCAGAGGUACCUGCAGCAGCUCAAGGAGGCUGAGUUGGAUGACAGGCUGCAGCAGCCGCAGUUCCAGGCGAUUCGCCAGCUGGGCAACGACAUUGAGAAGAUGCUCAUGAAAAUUCAGACUGGGCAGAGGGUGACCAGCAUGUACCUGCAGGUGCAGGACAUCAUGAGGAAGGAGCUGUUCUAUCUGCCUCGGUACCUGGACCUCAUGUGUGGGAUAACUGUGAUGUACAAUGAGGAGCUCACAUCCCGGCAAAACCUCAAAGCCAAUGAUGUCAUCAAGAAACUCAUGGCCGAGGCAGGACCCCAGGUCCUCGUGGAGAGGUCCCUCAGGGAGCAGUCCCUGAUCGAGCAGAGGGAGAACCUCGAGAACCUCCAGCAAAAGACAGAGACCGAGAGGCAGCUGAGAGAGCAAGCAGCGGCCCUGCUCACCGCUGACCAAGCCCAGAGCUCCUCGGACGCGAUGGGGGGGGCCGACGCAGAGGCUGCCAUGACCCAGCUGGAGCGCGAGGCCUUUGUGAACGACAAGAUGGAGAUGGCCAAGGCUGCCCUGCAGUGCUCCAGCAUCUGGGACAUCCCGGGCAGCCUCCUGGCACAGAUGAAGUCCACGGAGGACCUGGAGCAGCACAUCCAGGAGUGCAAGGAGAACAAGCAGGUGCUGAGGCAGAUGCUGAAGGAGCUGGAGUUGAAGCAGGCGAGGCUGAAGUUUCACCAGCCCCUCGGCACAACCAGCCUGCGGGAGGAGGAGCUGAGGGAGAACCUGCAGCGGGAGGAGUCCCGGCUGGAGCAGGUGCAGGCGCAGAUGAAGAGGAACCAGGAGCAGCUGAUCGAGUUUGAGAACAGCAUCGACAACCUCUUCGUCCGCCUCCACAGCAUCACCAUGCCCGACCAGGGGGACUCUCCCCGGCCCGUGGGGUUGGAGGAGAAGCUCAAGCAGUGUGAGGAGAAGCUGCAUUACCUGAAGCAGAGAGUGUCCGACCGCCCCCCCAGCGCCCAGACCUACGACAAGGAGAGUGAGACUUUUGGGAAGGUCAGAAACCUCCUGGAGAAAUCAACUGCGGCUGAGGCACAGAACCUGAAGAUCUCCUUUGAGGAUGUGGGCCCUGCAUUCCACGUCUCCUUGGAUCUGGAAGAAGAAGAGCACGACUACAUCCCCAGCCGGGCAGACAUCAAGAAGCAGGGGCAGCAGCUGAUCAGGAUGAACACCAAACGCCGCAAAAGGAAGUAGCAGCGUCUCCACGGGACCUUUGGGAGCCCCAGGCCACCCCUCGUGUCCCUUCCCCAGCAGGUUUAUUAAAGCAGAUCUUCUUCAUUCCUCCCAGU